AACCGAAAUGAAACCCAGCCAUAUCAGCCGUCCAUGAGUUGAAGCAGGGUCGUUUCCGUUGCUGCAUUUCUCACAUUUGAUAGUUUUUGUAUAAUGGAGCAGUCCGUUAGUCUGUAUUUUGUAUAUAAAAGAAUGAAUCCAAAGGUGAAAACAGGCCCAAGUUUGUUAGAAUCAAUCGGGAGCGUUACAAUAUCUGAUUCAGUGUAGGAAAGUGCAGAGUGGACAAUAAUACAUGUGGAUGGCAUUAUCCUGCGUGGAAGACACGUAUUACUAGCAUGGUCUGAUGAAUCAGAAGGCUGUAGAUGAGUAGCCAUUGGACAUGGAAUGACGUGGAGACUGUAUAAAUGUAGAGUAGAGAGAGAGAGUGUGUGGCCGUUUUGGUAUGCAUUUAAAGAGGAUUUUAACACUGCAAAAGCUUCGGAUUUUCCGUCUUUUGGGAGUCUGUGAACUGAGAGAGAGAAGGGGAGAGAAUAUGAAUGAAGUAGAGUUACACGUGUAAAACUGUAAAUUUUGUUAUGAAUUUUUAAGCUUCCUUUUCAAGGUUUUUCUUGUAUUUCAAUGGCGGUUUUUGGGAUGAAGAUAGAGUUUUUUUUAAUUAGUCUCUGGCUCUGGGAUUUUUCCUUUUUUGGGGUUCUGGAGAUUAGUUCUCGGAGCAAAUAAGUUUUUCAAAGGACUUAAUGUUUCUCUGGACGUGAUGGGUGUCAUUAGGAUCUGAUUUUUUGGAAGUGAUGGGUGUGAUUAAGAUCUGAGGAAAAUGAGAAGCAAACAGACUUUAGCAGAGUGAUAAUGAAUUUAGGUUGAGAGAUAUUCGUGGUCAUUAAUAAUGAGGUUUUCUUUUUUAAUUCAAAAGAUGUUUUUAAUGAGUAGGAUCUGCUUCUGCUCUUGUAAAAUGCAAGAGAGGGGUGUUUCACGGGUUUAGCAGAGAGAGUGUGAGUUUCCUUUCCCUCUCUCCUUUUUUGUGUGUACAAGACUUUGAGAGUUUUUUGCGUGCAUUUUUCUCUCUCUAUUUCCUCUUUUUCUCUCUCUGUAUGUGCUUUAUUUCACGAAGAACCUGAUUCUCUAAACACGAGGAACGAAUUACUUUUCUCCUUUCUUUUCUCUUUUUUAUUUUUCUUUCACUCAAUCUCUUUGCUUUGCUUUUUGUCUCUGUUCUCAACCUCUCUUCUUUCGUCUUCAUCUCCUACCAGAGAGAUCUUUCCUUCACCUUCCUCUACUCACACUCGGAGGAAGAGAGCGAGAUAUUUGCCAACAAAAUUGAUUCUCUCUUUCCUUGGAACAAAAACCCAACCACCACUUUUUCGGUUUUCUCCAUCCUUACAUUCCGGUAAUAAUUAAAUCCAGAAAAAAAAAUACUCUCUUAAUUUUGUUGCUGUUCUGCUCAUUACUCAAUUGUCGAAAUCCAUAAACGCCAGUGUUCUUUUGUCUCCUUCAUUCCAUUGAAGAAGAGCUCAAAUUUGGAAGAAAGAGAGAAGAAAGAUCUGCGUUUGGCUUAUUCGAAUCGGUUCUGGGCCGUGGAAGCCGUUUUCAGCAGGCGGAUGAUGUUAGUUUUAUGAUGAUUAAGAUGAUAGAAACAGACAAGAGUCGAGACGUGAGGCGUGGAGCGAGUCGGUUUUCGCGACAGAUUAAGCAAUCUGGACUCAAGCUCGUCUCUGCUUUGAACGGUGACUUUCUAUCUUUGGAGAAAACGACCAAAGAGAGAAUUAAAAAAUUGAGUGCUGUUAAUCGUGAAACUUCGAGCAAAGAGGAGAAUUAUGAAAUGGGUUGUGACGUAGCUGAUAGAGAAGAGGUCCUUCCUUCACAAGCUCCUUCUAUUAGUGGCAGUGGUGCCAGUAAGAGAUUCAAGCUACCCAGAAAGCAAUUUUUUGAUAACUGUAAUGGCGUUGCUCAUGUUUCUGUUCCGCGCAAGCUACGGUCAGCCAUGAAGAAACGCAAUCGAGAAUCUAUAUCUCCACCUUUGCCAGAUUCAAAGAAGCUAAACCAUUCUACUGGUGGUGUCGAAUCACCCAAAAGGGUUGGCGUAAAGAAAUCGAAACUGAACCUGAAACAAGUGGCCCCAAACUGGUCCUUGAAGGAAAGUGCUGGUGGGCCAAUCACCAAGGAUGAGGAAGAAGUUGUGGAGACCUUGUAUGCUUUGGCAGGAAUGUUCCCUGACAAUGACCCUGAUUGUAACACAAAAUUGGAUAGAGCUUCUUUAGAAGCAAGUUCUUUAGCUUUGCCAGAGGCUAGUGAGAGUCACCUGCCCAAAUUGGAAGAUUCUGUAGCUAUAAAAGAAGACUUGAACGAAAUUUGUCUAUCAAAAAUUGACGAGGAUGUCAAUCCUAUUCUUGACAUAGAAAAAUCACCUGAAGAAACUGUUAAAAUUUCUUCGUUGAAUGGACCAAGCAUUCGAGACCCAUCUGAUUUGCCCUGCAGUGAACAACUCCAUGGAGGAUUAGACGGUUCUGUUGCUCAAAUGAAUCUGCAGGAGCUGUUGGUUAAACAUGAGGAACAAAAGCCACCUUGCAAUUCAGUUAACUUUUGUGUUCCACCUGGGCCACAUCAGGAUACUAAUGGCUUAGAUCAGGCAGUAAAACUGGAAAUUUCACUGCUUGACAGAAAGCCAGAGAUUGCAUUGGGGCAGUCUAUGACAAUUGGAAGUCAACUGGAUCAACAUCAUACUAUCAGUGAAUCCAAGAACAAUGCACUGUGGCCAGGAUUGUCUUCAACAGUGUCAACCACUGCUUCUCAUGGUCCUUUGUCACAAUCCUGUGCUGUUAAAGUACCUGCUUGGCUUGGUAGCAGACCUGGUUUCUUGCAAAAUGGUUCAUCAAGUGGAAAGGUUUCCAAAGUUUCAACUGAUAGGAGGUCAUGGAAGAGGUGUGCGGCUCAUGGUUACAUAAGCCAUCUCAUCCGGGCUUUGCAGACGUCUGAUGGCAAAGAAAGCUUGCCAGUGCCUCAGAACCAACUGAGACCUCAUGAAAUUCUAAAGCAAGGCGUACUCAUGACAAUAAAUGACUUCAAUCGGAGCAGGACUGAUUUAAGUGGAAUUACAUCUGCUGCUAGCACAAUAGUUAAUCCAGUCGAGAAAAAUUCCAACGACAAUAAAAUUGGUAUUCUUCAACACCUAAGGCCACACCAAGAUAAUUCACCGGCAGCUCUGGCAUCCGGGAUGUAUACCUCCCAUAAGCAGAGUUUCAAUUUCUUGUCUCUCACAGCUGGAGGUGGAGGGAUGGAACCUAAUAGCAGUUUUAAUGGAGUUGGAAACACUUUGGAACCAUUGGCACAGUUGCAAGUUCCAUAUCAUGCUCAGCAUCCAACACUUGUACCUUUCUCCAUGUCUCAAACACGAUACACAUCUGCUUACACUGAUCAGCCUUCAGCAUCACAACAGGCCCAACUUCAGUUGCCUUCCCAUGUCAGCAGCCCAUAUUGUGUUCCUCAUGUAAGUCCCAAGGCCAUGACAAAGCAGCAACAGCAACGGCUCUGGGCGGCCCAGUUAGCAGCUCAGUACAGGAAUAAUGGAACUUCCACAGCCACAACUCAGUUCCCAGGCUGGCAAAGUGGAAGGCAAGACUCGCCUGUGCUGCUGCCUUGUAUACCUUCACCUUCAACUCUAGAAGUGGUAGGCCCCAAGUAUCCUCGGAUCUCUCAACAACAGCAGCAUCAACAGCAGCAUCAGUUCAUGGCCUUCCCUUUGUCAGAUGCAAGGGCGAAAAGGCAAGACCAUCACAUUUCUUCUGUUUACGAAGAAAAUGGAGUUGGAUUUCGAGCUGGUGGUGGUCCACUGCCAUUGCAAUUACUCUGCAACGAGCGAUUAUGAAUAGGAAUGGGGUCAAAAGUUGUUAUAAUCAGAUGAUGGAAACAAUAAAAUUAUUUCAUUCUUUCCUUCUGUUAACACAGGUGACUUGAUGCUCCAUUUUGUCAUAUAAUCAAACGGUAAAUAACGAUUUACUUUAUAAUUGGGGCAUCAAAACUGCAUGAAAAUAGCAGAUUGAAAAUGCCUAGCACAGUUUUACCCUUUUAGUAGGAAAACAUGAAGGAAUCUGUUUAUGCCCAAGCUUCCUUCUGCAUAGUUAUAGUUAUGCAGUUGGAAACUAGCUAUACGCACUUGUUACCAUGUAUAAGAAAGAUGAAUUUCACUUUUGUAAA
Jatropha curcas is the source of this 4128-nucleotide messenger RNA. RefSeq lists its product as uncharacterized. The record is from RefSeq and is a predicted model, not a curated record. NCBI's taxonomy places the organism in Eukaryota, Viridiplantae, Streptophyta, Magnoliopsida, Malpighiales, Euphorbiaceae.